Messenger RNA from Penicillium griseofulvum, 396 nucleotides. Its product is annotated as cytidine deaminase family protein. Gene Ontology annotation, cellular component: cytosol. The transcript has a single exon. Lineage: Eukaryota; Fungi; Ascomycota; Eurotiomycetes; Eurotiales; Aspergillaceae. Bases 1 to 396 code for a protein of 131 amino acids. The record is from RefSeq and is a predicted model, not a curated record. Gene Ontology annotation, molecular function: zinc ion binding; cytidine deaminase activity.
AUGGACUUAACUCCCGAAGAAACCAAUCUCGUCGAGAUCGCCAGAACGACAAUCAAUGCGAUUCCCAAGUCAGAUAUCUACAGCGUAUCCAGCGCAGCCCUGUCAGAAAAUGGCCAAAUUUUCACCGGCGUGAACGUAUUUCACUUCACAGGUGGACCAUGUGCCGAGCUCGUGGUUCUCGGCGUAGCGGCAGCUGCCGGGGCUCCCCGUCUAUCGCAUAUUGUUGCCAUUGGGGAAGAUGGCCAUGAUGGAGUUCUUCUCAAUCCCUGCGGUCGGUGUCGACAGGUGCUGUAUGAUUUACACCCUGGGAUUCGUGUUAUUGUCCAAAAGGGUGUGGAGGUGAAAUCUGUCUCUAUUGACGAGUUGUUGCCUUAUGUUUAUGAGCAGAGGGAUUAA